Solanum pennellii is the source of this 1980-nucleotide messenger RNA. RefSeq names its product zinc finger protein ZAT1-like. The transcript has a single exon. Bases 190 to 1542 code for a protein of 450 amino acids. The record is from RefSeq and is a predicted model, not a curated record. Lineage: Eukaryota; Viridiplantae; Streptophyta; Magnoliopsida; Solanales; Solanaceae.
UUUAUCUUUGCUUCCAUGCAUGGAUUUCUCCUCCCAUUUUCAUAAACUAUACUCUUUUCUUUAAUUUUUGAAAACAAAUACUAAUAAUUUUGAUAUUUUUUUUCAUAUAUUAGUAGGAGGAACAAAAGUUGGACUUUUGUUACUUCUGAUCUGAUAUUGUUGAUUAUUAAGAUUUUUCGAUUUGAUUCAAUGGGGUAUGAAGAUCAUGAAGUACUAAUGAAACACGUUUGCAAAUUUUGCAAUAAGAGUUUUCAUUGUGGUAGAUCUUUAGGAGGUCAUAUGAGGUCUCAUAUGGUUAAUACAACUGAUGGGGAGACAUCAAGAAAGAAGCUUCCAGCUUAUAUCGUUAGCAAUUCCACCACCAAUAAUAACAAUCGCAAUGUUAAUUUGGAUAUUGGAAAUCAAGAUAUUAGUUAUGUGCUUAGAAACAAUCCGAAGAAGACUUCGAAAUUUUCUGAAGAUUUGGUGGAUACUUUGCUUCCUAAAGUUUGCAAGGAAUGUGGCAAAAGCUUUCAGUCUUGGAAAGCUUUAUUUGGGCAUAUGAAGUGUCACUCGUCAUCAUCUUCAGUAGAAGAAGAUUCUUGGAACAGUGUUAGUGAAUCUGACACCGAAGCAGCAGCAGCUGCGGCGGCGGCAGCAGCAGCAGCAACAAAUAAGAAGAAGAGAUCAUCUAGAAAAAGGUAUAACAUGGCCCCUGCUGCAACUUCCUCUUCUUUAACUGUUGCUGCUAAUGGCUCCUCCCCUUGUGUAUCUGAAAUUGAGCAUGAACAAGAAGAGAUUGCUAUGAGUUUGAUUAUGCUAUCAAGAGAUGUAAGCAAUUGGGUUGGUAACAAUCACGUCACUGAUCAAUGUUCUGAUAACAAUUCACAGUUUUUGACCAAAUCAGAGCUGAUGAAGAAAGUCAAAAAUGGAAAAACAGAACAAGGUGAGAGUUCUAAGUCUCUAACAAAUGGUCAAAAAAGGAACAGAACAGAGGUUUUAGAUGAUGAGAAAAAGAAGAAGAUUAAAAUGGAGAAUGAAAACAGAGUAGUUAUCUCUGAUCCAAAAAUAAAAUUUGAGUGUACUACUUGUAACAAGGGCUUCCACUCUUAUCAAGCACUUGGUGGUCACAGAGCAAGCCACAAGAAUUCUAAAGGUGAUCAAACUUGUGCUGCCACUCAUAUCGAUCUUGCUAAACAAAUCAAAACCGGCGAUAAUGAGACUGAAUUUGGGCAAAAUUGUGGAUCCAAGAAGCAACUAAAGAUGCAUGAGUGUCCAAUUUGUUACAAGAUUUUCCCAUCAGGACAAGCAUUAGGUGGUCAUAAAAGAUCCCAUUUGAUUGCUGAGGCCAAAAAAAAAAACCACAAUCAAACUGUUGAAGUAGAAAAACCAACACCAGAAAUCAAAAACUUCUUGGAUCUAAAUUUGCCUGCUCCUGUCGAAGAAGAAGAUCACGUAUUAGAUUCUAGCAGUACUCAUGAACAACAGCAUACUGAAUUUCAGCAAUGGUGGAUUGACAGUACACACAAACAUGAGCAACUAUUGGGCCUUCUUUCUAACUAAUCAUUGGGGAAUUUCAUCAAAGUGUACAGAUUCAUUGAUUCUUUACAUGAUUGAAGUGUUUGGAUUUCCCAAGUCACAACAAUAACUACGUCUGAGUCCCUAACAAGUUGGGAUCGGCUAUAUGAAUCUCCACUGUUUCAAUUUAAGCUCAAUCCGAAGUUAGUAAGUUUUACGCCAAACUAUCAACCUACAACAAUGUGAGUUUGAUCAUUGAACUAUAUAUUAAGUACCUCUUAUUUUAUUUUUUUAGUUGAAUUUCUUUUACAAAUUUUAGUUAGGGAAUGGUAAUUCAAUGUGUACAAGAUGUAACCUUUUUUUUUUUCUUUUUCCUAUUUUGCAUUCAUUUGUUGAAUACAUUUUAGCUUCAUCUUGAGCUAAACAUGAAAAGAGUAAAUUUUGUUCUAGUGUAAUAAUUUUAUCUUGGGAUUGAAGGAAAAA